This is a messenger RNA of Xiphophorus maculatus (southern platyfish), 2856 nucleotides long. RefSeq names its product N-acetyllactosaminide beta-1,3-N-acetylglucosaminyltransferase 2-like. Lineage: Eukaryota; Metazoa; Chordata; Actinopteri; Cyprinodontiformes; Poeciliidae. The coding region runs from base 600 to 1802 and encodes 400 amino acids. Gene Ontology annotation, cellular component: membrane. The transcript has 4 exons. The record is from RefSeq and is a predicted model, not a curated record. Gene Ontology annotation, molecular function: hexosyltransferase activity.
UUUUCCAUAAUGCCAUUCAAUCUGCUAACUAGAUUGAUGGAAGGAUUUUAUAGCAACAUUUCUGUUGUGAAGAAAAAAAUAAUCUAUAAUCUAUAGAUAAUCUUUGCAAUAAAUUGUAACAGAAAUUAAGCACAUUAAAAUAUGGAAACAAUAUGAAUUGUUGCACAAAAAAAACUUGCAGAUCUUGCAUUGCUUAACUUAAAAACCUUUUGCCACACGACUGUUCUGCAGUUUAGCCCAGAGUCUCAAAUAGUUUCAAUCCGCCCCUGAAAAAAAAUCCAGAGCACGUUGGAGCUUGAGAAAAACCGAACAAGGGAGGAGUCACGAGGCGCAAGACACAGGAAGGCAGGACGUAAAUUCACAGACUACACUUACGGAGUGGCGGUAACAAAACUAACCACCGGCCGGUCCGGAGGUGGAAUUGGGUCUGCGCCGAAGGAAGGCUAAGGAACCAACCACAGUUUGAAUUCCUGAUGGCUGCAGAAAAAACAGAAACAAGCUUCUCCUCGCUGCAGAGCAUUCAUGUGAAACCGGGGGUAAUGUGAUUGACACCCACAACCAGCAAGCUGUCAGCCUAUUCAGAGAUUCACGGUGCACACAUGCCAUUGGGCCGGAAGAAAGGAAAGGCCCUUUGCAUGUUGAUGAUGAUCAACAUCUUGAUCUGUGUUCUGGUGGGCGUUUCGUGGAAACUUGGGCAUAAAGGCGAUCCGAAGGGGAUUCGGAUUCCAUCCAAGAGGUUCUGGGGCCGAAUGUUAAUGAGCAAAUCCUUCUGGAACAAGGAACAGCAGCGCUUGGACGUGAUUAACAACCCGCUUAUAAACUCUGAACUCUUUGGAGGCUCCUUCAUUGCUCUGCCGGAUUGGCUUAAUGAUACCGGACCUCUUGACCCAUGUGAAGCGGAUUACCGGGUCGCAAGGCAGGUUUUGGACUACAACAUUCUACCAAAGCGGUUCCAGGACUUUCUUUUACACAUGCGCUGUAGGAUGUAUCCGAUGCUGAUAAACCAGCCCCACGUCUGCGAUGAAAAACCCUUCCUUCUGCUGGUGGUCAAGUCACUGAUGCCGCAUUUCGACCGGCGCCAGGCCAUUCGCCAGACAUGGGGACACGCUGGCUUCUUAGCCAAUCGGAGUGUGGUGACAGUGUUCCUGCUUGGCAGAACUUCAUCUGUGGACAACUUCCCCGACCUGCAGGAGAUGCUAAACCAUGAGGCAAAGCUUCACAAAGACCUGCUGCAGUGGGACUACAGGGACACAUUCUUCAACCUCACCCUUAAAGAAGUCCUUUUUCUAGAGUGGUUCAGCACGCACUGUCCUCACGCUCAGUAUAUUCUCAAGGGUGACGACGACGUCUUUGUUAACACCUUACAAAUCAUUGACUUCCUGGGAGGCUUGUCUGAGGGCAAAGGCAAAGAUUUGUUCAUAGGUGAUGUUAUCAAGAAUGCAGGUCCCCACAGAAACAGAAAACUGAAGUAUUUUAUCCCUGAGAGUGUAUUUGUGGGGCAGUACCCACCCUACGCUGGCGGUGGAGGCUACCUGCUCUCUGGGGAUUUAGCAAUACGUCUUUCCAACAUUUCUCAGGAGGUGGUCUUGUAUCCCAUUGAUGAUGUCUACACUGGGAUGUGUCUGGAGAAGCUGGGCCUGGUGCCUAAAAAGCACCCAGGAUUUAGGACGUUUGACAUUGAAGAGAAGUACAGGGACAACCCAUGCAUCUACAGAAGCCUGAUGCUGGUUCACAGUCGAACACCACAGGAGAUGCUGGAGAUCUGGCCGUGGGUUACUCACCCUGAGCUGAGCUGCCAGUGACCUGUUUCAACUGGUUUUAAAGUUGUCAGAUAAUCUGCUUCAUUUUAUUGAGUAUUUUAAAUAUGUUUUUACAUAUUUGUUAAAAUGGUCACUAUGCACUGAAAUUAUGAGAUAAUCUGAGAAAAAAUGUUUCCUUCUCCCAGUGCUCCCAGUUCUUGAUGCACAAAUACACAGCUCCAUCAGAAAUAACCAAUCACAGCCAGGAGGAGGGUCUUACUGCUGUCAAUCAUCCUCAUAUAUGAGCUGCACUCACUCUCCCCCUUUCUCUCUGCUACCACAAAGGAGCAUAAUUGGUUAUGCUAACUAUGCUAAUUAGCAUAGCCAAGCAGUUUUUCUGUAACUGUAAGUUAUUUCUCCAAUAUUAGCACACUUAACAGAACGUACAUGAGGAUGAUUGACAGCGCUAAGAUACUCCUCCUGGCUCUGAUUGGUUGUUUUUGACCAGAAACUGUGCUGAUGGUGAUUUUAGCUUAGAGAAGAGAUGGAAGAAAUUGAUCUUUUCACAGACUAUCCGUUAUGCUGUACUGUCACGACAGCUUUAACAAAUAUGUAAAAAAGCAUAUUUUUGCAAAAGAUACAAAAUGCAGCUUUAAAGUAAUUAUACUAUUUUAUUGAUUUAAAUAGGUGUAUUUCAUUAAAGUACAAGAAUUAAAAUGUUACCGUGUGAAUUAUUGGUUUUGUAAUGAACUGGAGGAGGUGACUGAGGAGGAUGAGGUCUGAGAACAUCGCUAAGAAUUUCCUAUCAGUUGAUAUAGAUAAUUAUUGAUUAUUGUUUUGUUUUAAAUAUCUGAAAUACUGCCAAACUGGUGGCAUGACCCUGAUACUGCAGCUGUGCAAGUUACUCAACAGGUUGUUGCUAGGUAACCAAAGAGUGAAUGAGUUAGUUGAUACCAUCAACCUUGGUCAGCUCAGCUAAAGCAUUUACUCUGCUUACAUCCCCCAGAAUACCAUGUGGUUCAGUUGAAUUAUUAUACGGUCUGUCUAUUGAUAUUGAUCACAGGUUUAUUGUUGUUGAUUUAUUUCCCGGCCCUAACGAGGCCUAAAUAAAACACAA